Molecule: messenger RNA, 336 nt
Organism: Necator americanus (New World hookworm)
Lineage: Eukaryota; Metazoa; Nematoda; Chromadorea; Rhabditida; Ancylostomatidae
Exons: 1
Coding region: 1-336 (111 amino acids)
Source: RefSeq, a predicted model, not a curated record
AUGCUGCUCGAAGCGAAUACCAUUACAUCGUCGGCGCACUCGAGGUCGACCAAGGGACGUACAGAUGUUGUUAAUACGAAAUCGGCGGAACAUUUGUCAACUGUUCUUCGCAUGAUAUCUUCGAUGACAAAGUUAAACAAGAAAGGUCUCGCGACAGUCUCUCGUCUUACUCCUGUUCCCACUUCAAACGAUAAAGUAAAUCCGGGUGGUGUUCGAACAGCAGUAGCUGUUCUUCUCUUCAUGUGUUCGAUUAUGAUUCAUGCGAAUGAACUUUUCUGGGAUACCUUCGGCGCGAAGCACAUUGAAAAGGUAUUUCUUGUGUUCCGCGACGGAUAA